GGGGAAAAGAGGGGGAGAGCAGUGGAGGUUGGAUAAGGGAGGGAGAAAGAGAAAGAGGGAGCGAUAGGGAGAAGGAGAGACAGAGAGAGGGAGGGAGAGAGAGACAGAGAGCCAAGGAAGAGAUCUGUGGUCCUGCAGACAGACGGGUUGUGUGAGGCGCAGGGAGAGAGAGAUCCUGAGAGAACGAGUGAAAUUCGGAACCCGGCAUCAAGCUCCUGUGAGUCCUCACCCCCCUCUCGCCUCUCCGCUGUCUCGCUCAGAUGAUGUCAUCGGAACUACUCUCUCCUGGUUGGCUGCAGCAGCUGCUGCUGGUGCUGCUGAAGCUCACCGCGUCGUGCGCGGGUCCCACAAGGCCAGCCAAUGGGACGGCCUGCCCGACGCGAGAGCCCGCCUCCUACAUCCUGGUGUUCACGGGCCACUGGAGCCCCCAGACCUUCCCGAAACAGUACCCACUGUUCCGGCCCCCUGCGCAGUGGUCCAAGCUCAUAGCGGUGACCCACAGCGCGCAGUUCCGGCUCUGGCAGGAGGGGGCGCUGGCGAGCGCGGGGGUGCAGAGCUUCGCGGAGCGGGGGUUGACGGUGGGCCUGAUGAAGGAGGCGCGGGAGGGGCGGAAGAGGCGGGCGGUGGGGGCCAUGUACCGAACCGCCGGCAUCCCCACCGGGAUCGGGCACAGCUCCACAGAGCUCCAGCUGCUGCCCCGGAACCCCCUGCUGUCUCUGAUGGUGAGGAUAAUCCCCAGCCCUGAUUGGUUCGUUGGGGUGGACAGCCUCAACCUGUGCAAAGGGGGCCAGUGGCAGGAGGAGGUGACCGUUGACCUCCACCCGUUCGACGCGGGGACGGACAGCGGCUUCACCUUCUCCUCCCCAAACUACCCCACCGUGCCGCCAGAGAACAUCACACAGAUCACCUCACAGAACCCCAACCAUCCGGCGAACUCCUUCUUCUACCCCCGUCUACAGGAGCUCCCCCCGCUGGCCACGAUUAGGCUCCUGCGCCAGACCCGAGGCUCCACCCACCAAAACACACUGUCCAAUCACAUCCUGCCUCAUCUCAACACGCCCCAGCGAUUCUCAGAAACCCCGUUGGACUGUGAGGUGUCUCUCUGGUCGUCCUGGGGUCUCUGUCUGGGACCCUGCGGCAAGGAGGGGGUCCGGUACCGUACCCGCUACAUCCUGCUGCGCCCCUCCAACAGCGGCACCCCCUGUCCCGAGCUGGAGGAGCAGGCCGAGUGCAGCCCGGCCCAGUGCCCCAAACAGCACUGAGACUGCCCCCGGCCCCU
Molecule: messenger RNA, 1279 nt
Organism: Anguilla anguilla (European eel)
Lineage: Eukaryota; Metazoa; Chordata; Actinopteri; Anguilliformes; Anguillidae
Product: spondin-2-like
Exons: 6
Coding region: 261-1262 (333 amino acids)
Biological process (GO): cell adhesion
Cellular component (GO): extracellular matrix
Source: RefSeq, a predicted model, not a curated record